GCUGCAUCCAGCCACAAAAAAAACCCCCCCACGCGAGAGAGAAAAAGGAAAGAAAACGUCAGCCAUGGCGGGACUGAUGACGACCAAGCGGGGUCUUUUGCUCUCGCUGCUCGUCCUCGGUCUGGCCAUCUUUUACCGGCAGCGAUGGCAGACGGCAGACUUUACGGCAUCUUUCGGAGUAGCAGAGACGAAGACGUACUGCUACAGCAGGGGCGUCAGAACGGGGCUCGAACACCCGGCGAGGGCCGACUGCUUCUCCGUCAGCGACGGACGCGUCACGGAGCUGCACGCCGAGGCCUCCGAGGUUCCCGGCGUCGAGGUGCGGUCAGGACAUGCGAUGCCGGGCCUGUGGGAUGGCCACGGGCACCUGCUGCAGUACGGCGAGUUCCUGCACUCGGUCGACCUCUUUGGGGCCUCGUCCUUUGACGAGGUCAACCGCAGGAUCGUGACAUACCUCGAGGCCCAUCCCGGCGUCGGCUCACGGGACUUGUGGAUCAGGGGAGUCGGGUGGGAUCAGAUGGCUCUGGGGGGCAUGCCUAGUGCUGACAUGCUAGCCCGGGAAGAGCGGCUCAGGGGCCUCUACAUUAUGGUAGACCGGGUCGACGUCCACUGCACCUGGGUGUCCCAGUCAGUGCUCGACCUAAUGCCCGCCGACCUCCCGCACGAGGUACCCGGCGGCGAGAUCAUCCGUGACCCCGGCAUGGGCGUCUUUUGCGACAACGCCAUGGACAUCGUCACGGCGCUGUGGCCACACCCUGACCGCCGUACCAAGCAGGAGUUUGUGCGGACGGCCAUGAAGGCUCUUCACAAGGUAGGGCUGGUGGGCAUGCACGACGCAGGGGUGACGCCGACGGACCUGGCCAUGAUGCAGGCCAUGGCUGCAGCGGGCGAGGAGGGCAGCGGCUUCACACUGCGGGUAUACGCGAUGCUCGAGUGCGAGGAGCGCAAUACGGUCUGCCUAGCCAAGGCGGCUGCCGUCAGGCAGGAGGAUAACGACAUGCUUACCAUCCGCAGCAUCAAGCUGUUUGGCGACGGGGCGCUGGGAAGCUGGGGCUCAGCCAUGCUGGAGCCCUACAGCGACCGGCUUGACGACGGGGCGUCUGGGUCGCUGCUCGUCAACGCCUCGACACUGAUGCGGGUCGCACGCGAGUGGGCGGCCGGAGGCUGGCAGGUCAACAUUCACGCGAUAGGGGACCUGGCGAACCGGGUGGCUAUCGACGCCAUGGAGGCCGUGCUGCGCGACGGUCUGGGCGACGCCGCCGACAGUGACGCCCUCCGCAGGCUGCAGGAGGAGCGGUACCGCAUGCGGAUCGAGCACGCGCAGAUUGUGCACCCGGACGAUCAGAAGCGCAUGUUUGCGCUGGGCAUCAUACCGUCCAUCCAGCCGACCCACGCAACGUCGGACAUGAGCUACGCAGAGCUGCGGCUCGGCGCCGAGAGGACGCGCACCGAAGCUUACCGGAUGAAGACGUUUCUGCCCCUGAACCCCGUCCUGGGGAGCGACUUCCCCGUCGAGCCGCCGAAUCCGUUCCACGGCAUCUACGCCGCCGUCGCGCGCAAGAACCCGCGGACCGGCAAAGGUGCCGACGGGAUCACCGACCGCGGGUGGCACUUGGAGGAGGCCCUCACCAUCGACCAGGCGUUGGCUGGGUUCACCAGGGGUCCCGCCUACGGCGCUUUCUUGGAGGGCAAGGCGGGCGUCAUUCAGAAGGGCUCUUUUGCUGAUUGGGUCGUGAUCGAUCAGCCCCUGGAAUCACUGGACCCAGUCAUUAGUCUUGAGGACAGGCUGCGCGAUUUCGCCGUCGAAGAGACGUGGGUAGCGGGUAGGAUGGUAUACUCGAAGCAGGAAGCAUCAAAAUGA
Pyricularia grisea is the source of this 1861-nucleotide messenger RNA. RefSeq lists its product as uncharacterized. The record is from RefSeq and is a predicted model, not a curated record. NCBI's taxonomy places the organism in Eukaryota, Fungi, Ascomycota, Sordariomycetes, Magnaporthales, Pyriculariaceae. Gene Ontology annotation, molecular function: hydrolase activity, acting on carbon-nitrogen (but not peptide) bonds. The transcript is spliced from 2 exons. The coding region runs from base 65 to 1861 and encodes 598 amino acids.